Knipowitschia caucasica is the source of this 372-nucleotide messenger RNA. NCBI's taxonomy places the organism in Eukaryota, Metazoa, Chordata, Actinopteri, Gobiiformes, Gobiidae. The record is from the annotation of a GenBank genome assembly.
AUGACGGCGUUCCCUCACUCCCCGCGGAUCCCCCUCUCCACUCUCUCUCGGCUUCCCACUCUUCCUCCACUAUCGCUCUCCUCCUGCCUCGUCGGAGUCCCGGGCUUGAAUGGAGAUCGGGUGCAGCAGGCAGAGAGACCCGUAGUGGCUGGUCCUCUGCAGCUGGUCCUCAGAAGAGCCUCCACAUUCAGUCGGGGGCCCCUCCUCUGGGCCCCUCCUCUGGGCCCCUCCCCCGGGGCCCGGACACUGGUCUGCCUGUGCUGCACCACCGUCUCUCGGUCCCGAGACGCUGCGGAGAAAGUGAUGAGUGUCUUGUUUCGUGUCGUGGAGAAAGAUGCUGCUGUUCGGAAAACCCCAGAGGUGACAGACUGA